AUGAGCUCGGCACGUAAUCAAGGCUGGGUUCCGCAGUCGACUGGCGAUACGCAGCACAACGUCCGCGAUGCCGCGCUGCGAGGUGCUUCGCUCGCCUUCUCGAAGCCACGCCCGAAACCCAAGCCGGUGGUGAAGAAUUACACAGGCGGAGAUAAUGGGGCAUUGCUUGCGGCCACCCGAGUCGGAACACGCAGCCCUGCAUCCGUGCGGAGAAACUACACUGGCGGUUCGGUAGGCGGCACCAGGCCAAACCUAUCCAAGUCAGACAGCUCCAGCUCCCUGGGCGUACCUGACGAUCACGGCGACCGCAUAUCCUCCCCGUCCAAUAUCGCGGCUCGGCUUGCAGCUGCCCGACACAGCCCUCUGCGGCCGACACGCCAGGCUGCCGUAACAUCCGUUAUGGGCGAACAACAGACGGAUGAUCGGGAUGCACUGCCUCCGUCUGGGAGCGUGGGAAACGUGCUGGCGAGGUUAGAACACAAGAAGCCCGCUCAGCAGCCCCAGAAGAGGAGAGAUAGUCUGGGAUCACACUCUGCUGCUGCCAAUGCUCAACGGCCAAAACCACACCAUGAGACCACCGACGAUACUCCUAUACCGCCUACCAAUUCUUUGGUGAAGAUGUUUGAGCAAGCCCAACGACCUACCACCCCGACAAGUACACCUGCCGCACCCUUACACGUCACCCGAGACUCCCCACCUCCGGUUCGAUCGCCCAAGCCACAGCGCGCAUUCAGAAUGCCUCCCGAGCCAAAAGAAGACGCUGCGCCAUUGCAUAGGACCAGGACGCAUACGCCACCGCCCGUCAAGCCAAAGCCGAACAUUGCUGUCCAGUUGUCAUCGCCAAACAUCGAUAGCGUCCGCGAGCAAGCAUACUUUAAUACACCUCAAAAGGACCCCGUCAAGUCUCCCCGCAUCAGUCAGAAGCCAGCACAAUUGACGCCCAUCAAGACAGCAAUCUCUGCACCGCCCAAACCACCAUCACGAAAAGCAUCCAGUCAGGCACAGCUAACCUCUGCACAGAAACGGAGAGUGUCUACAUCAGGAGAAGGUCUCAUGUCGCCCUCGUCACCUUCAUCUUUCAAGUCGGCCAAGGAGGAGCAGGAAGAAGAGGAGGAGAAAGAGAAGUCCAAGCCCAGCCUACCACCACCUCGGCGAGCAGCCUCACGGAAGGCUGACUUGGCCCCAGCAGCCAGCAAACUCCAGCCAUCCGCACCGAUCCAGAUGAAACCACGUACGCAGAGCCAGAACCCGACUCCAACGCGACGCCAAAAUAUCUCUCCGCCUCGCCGGCCAACAUCAACUGCAGGAAGCGCAUCGUCGUCGGUAUAUCACAACAACUAUCAACGCGAAUCGGUCAAGCAGAUCACACAACACAUGACCGGAGAGUCACUUUCGAGUGCGAUAAUGGGUGCAGCCCUGGCAUCUCACUCGCGCAACGCUUCUCCAGCAUCACGUCCAAUGUCGGUUGAGCCGCUUUUCCCGCCCCGCAAACAUCACCACCAUCACUCGCCGUUUCAUCGUUCGCCCUCACCGCAGAAGCAAUCACCACCGAAAAACACAGGCAAGAUGCGCACCACUAUGCGCAAAGAGCCUUCGUCAUCGGAUGAUGAGGACAGCAAGGUUGACAAGUACAAGAAAAAGGGGACCCGCAUCAUGGGCAUCAAAGGGCGGAAACACCCGAACAAGCAUCAUGAAGGUACAAGGCGGCGAUGGCGCGAUCAGAUUACAGAACGAGAGCGGAAACGGUAUGAGGGGGUAUGGGCGGCAAACAAAGGCCUUUAUCUACCCCCGUCUGCGUCCACAUUACCUGACGACGAUCCCUCAGCGGAUGUUUUGAACCUCUGUGUCCAGGAGAUUUGGACACGAAGUCGCUUGCCUACACACGUAUUGGAAGAAGUCUGGGACUUGGUUGAUAGCAGAGGAGUCGGCAGGCUUAGUAGGUAUGAGUUUGUCGUUGGCCUUUGGCUGAUUGACCAGCGGUUGAAAGGGAGGAAGUUACCGAUCAAAGUCAGCGACAGCGUGUGGGAGAGCGCGAGGGGUGUGGGUAUCAAAGUUAAGAUACGGGAUUAG
This is a messenger RNA of Pyrenophora tritici-repentis Pt-1C-BFP, 2070 nucleotides long. The record is from RefSeq and is a predicted model, not a curated record. Lineage: Eukaryota; Fungi; Ascomycota; Dothideomycetes; Pleosporales; Pleosporaceae.